AUGUGGCACUUCUAUAAUGCCAUAGUGGUUAUGGGCGGUCAAGAGCCGGUGUCGCUUGACGAGGCUGUGGAUGGCUUCUGCUCCGGCGUGCAUCCCUUCGGCCCCUUCUCAGAUCACGCGGCAGAGUACUGGCUGGAGAGCAGGAGAUGGCCGGAGAAGGUGUUGUUCGUCAUGUAUGAGGAGAUGAAAUCGGACCCAAAGAGGGAGGUUUCAAGGAUUGCUGAGUUUAUGGGGAGGCCGUUGACGAAGGAAGGAGAGGCGGAGGAGCUUUUGUGGAGGUGCAGUUUGGAGAGGCUUAAGAAUUUGGAGGUGAAUUCGACUGGACAUGAUGUGGGACCCAUGCCCAAUGCUGCAUUUUUUAGGAAGGGUCAAGUUGGAGAUUACAAGAAUUAUUUGACGUCUCAAAUGGAAGAACGGAUUCAUCAAACCGUCGGCCUAAAGCUUGAGGCGUUAGGCCUCUUUUUCUAG
Salvia splendens (bonfire salvia) is the source of this 468-nucleotide messenger RNA. Its product is annotated as cytosolic sulfotransferase 5-like. The transcript has a single exon. Lineage: Eukaryota; Viridiplantae; Streptophyta; Magnoliopsida; Lamiales; Lamiaceae. Gene Ontology annotation, molecular function: sulfotransferase activity. Bases 1 to 468 code for a protein of 155 amino acids. The record is from RefSeq and is a predicted model, not a curated record.